Molecule: messenger RNA, 1457 nt
Organism: Oreochromis niloticus (Nile tilapia)
Lineage: Eukaryota; Metazoa; Chordata; Actinopteri; Cichliformes; Cichlidae
Exons: 3
Biological process (GO): immune response
Cellular component (GO): external side of plasma membrane
Source: RefSeq, a predicted model, not a curated record
CUUUCCACAGCAUCAGCUCUCCUCCUCUGGGUGGAGCCCUUCCUGCCCCUCCCCGUUCCUCAGCUGCAGGCAAUUAUUCUGGCAGUAUUUAGGAGCAGCGCACACAAUGAAUCUUCACCAGAUUGUCUGCUAACCUCAUCGGUACCUGGACUCGUCAUUCCAAACCCUGCCAUAGCCUCGCUUCUGGAUUCCGGUCAGCUGCUGCUUAAUCCUUUUCAGACAAACUGCCAUUCUCACCUGCCUGCCUCCCUGCCCACCUGUAUUGGACUCAGCACUCGCCUGGACCUCGCCUCGCCCCCACCUCCAGCUAAUCCCCGCCUGCGAACACUUCCUCCCUCAGUGUCUCUCCUCUACAUGACUUCCUCCUCUCCAGUCACCUGCCAUGCUACUGGUUUCUAUCCUCAUAAAAUCAUGAUGUUCUGGAAGAAAGAUGGAGUGGAGAUCCAUGAGCAUGUGGACAAAGGAGAUAUUUUCCACAACUAUGAUGGGACCUUCCAGUCGAGUGUUAACAUGAAUGUUCUAUCAGUGCCAGCUGAAGACUGGAUGAGCUACAGCUGUGUGUUUCAGUUCUCUGUUGUGGAGGACAACAUCGUCACCCAACUGAACAAAUCAGCGAUACGGACCAACUGGGGCAAAAUUGAAAAUCGAACAUAUAAUAUUGACCAGUUGUUAAACUGAUGAAUCUAAACUUGUUAUUUAUUUAGUAAAAGAAGUGACUUUUUCAAAUCUUUGACCUGAUAUUUGAAAAAAAGAAUUUUUUUCAUUAUUUCAAAUUUUCAUUAUUGUUUUUAUUAGAGCUAAAAGUUAUUUAAGUUGUACUGGCACUAAUUAAGUUUGGGUUUGUUUUCAUAGAGAAAAUAAUGCAUAAGCCAUAAAAUGUUAAAUCAACAGUUUAACAUUUUUUUAGAUAUGCUGUAAAAUAUGUAGUAAAUACUAUGUAUUUGUACAUACAUAAAUACAUCAUUCACCUACUGUACUGUGUCAUAGAUUACGCUACCAUUGCAUUUGUAAUCAGUGUGAUAACAGGGAGGAUGUACUGAAUAUACAUUAUGAUCUGAUUAUCUUUUACUCAUCUUUUUUUACCUGAGCAGAGAGGCCCAUGAUGAUCCCCGUCACUGCUGUGGUUGUUCUUGUUCAUCCUCAUUGGUGCAGUUUGAUUUGUUGUUUACAAAAGGAAGAAAGGCAAGAGAUGUAAAAGAGGUGAGCUGAUAUUCUUAUAAAGACUGGAAAACUGAAGCUAAUACUGUAGUACAUUAACACAUGAGGGAAGCGAUAAGAGCAGCACAAGACUCAGAAUCACAUUCAGUAUGUCAAGUAAAAAAAGUAAUGCUUUCUGUAUUUAUAUGUCAUACAGAGUGACUGAGACCGGUUUUUCAAAAUGUAAAAGCUGAAUUUUGUUACCUGGAUUAUAUUUUUCAGAAAACAUUCCUAUGUAUCGUAAGUAUAACAUUUUAUUU